UACAGUGAGAAAUCUGUGAUCCGAUCAAAGCAAGAUAAGCUGGCACUGGAACUCCUUGAACAGGCCACAAAAAGGGUUGAGAUCAAUGGUGUUAAUCGCUACGCCACUCCUCUUCUUCGGAUGGCAAACUUUCCUCCUUUGAAUGUCCCUCCAACUGUAGUCAUGUCUAGACUCCGCAAAACUGAGGCUCGGUUAGCUAAAGAUCCUGACAAAGCCAUGUCUUACAAGGAUCAGAUUUUGAAAUUGGAGCAAGCAGGCUAUGUAGUUAAACUUAGCCCAGAGGAGAUGCACAAUAGCAAAGAAGCUUGGUAUAUUCCUCAUCAUAUGACAAGUCACAACAAUAAAGAUCGCAUAGUCUUUGACUGCUCUUUCACAUUUCAAGGUCAGUGUCUCAAUAAGUACCUAUUGCCAGGACCAAUCCUUGGGCCAACACUUCUCGGUGUUUUGUUGCGUUUUAGACAACAAUCAGUGGCAAUAAGUGGUGACAUCAAAAGCAUGUUUCACCAAGUCCGUCUCCUGCCUCCUGAUAAACCACUCCUCCGAUUCCUGUGGCGUGACAUGAACAAAGCAGCUCCCCCUUCAGUGUAUGAGUGGCAGGUACUCCCCUUCGGUACGACCUGCAGCCCUUGUUGUGCAAUCUAUGCACUGCAGAAACAUGUGAAGGAAUAUCAAUCUGACAAAGAUGUGCAGUCUUCAGUAAUGCAGUGUUUCUAUGUUGAUAAGUGCUUGCAGAGUUUUCCAUCAGCAGAGUCAGCUCGAACACUCCUAGACAAAUUAAGAAACCAUCUAUCAGAAGGAGGCUUCGACCUUCCCCAGUGGGCCAGCAAUAAUCCUGUUGUGAUUAGCCAUCUACCAUCUGAGGAAUAGACUGCUUUGGACCAUACGUGGUCAAGACCAGCCGCAGAUCGGAGAAAAGGUGGGGAAUAAUAUUCAAAUGUCUCACGACUCGGUGUAUACAUCUUGACCUCCUAAACAGCAUGGAUACCGACUCCUUCCUCAUGGCCCUCCAACGAUUCAUUUUUCGACGAGGAACACCCCUGGAAAUUAUAUGUGAUCAAGGAACUAACUUCAAAGGAGGAGAUAAGGAACUACAGGCCGCUUUUAACAACCUUGCUCCGACUCUACAGCCGGUCCUGAUGACUAAAAGAAUCCAUUUCAAAUUCAAUCCCCCGGAUGCACCCCAUUUCGGUGGAGCCUGGGAGAGGGAGAUACGUUCUGUGAAGAAUGCUCUGAAGAGAACCGUUGGUGCACAAAUGGUCACUGAAGAGGUCUUAAGAACAGUCCUAAUUGAGAUUGAAGGCAUUCUUAAC
Molecule: messenger RNA, 1310 nt
Organism: Oreochromis niloticus (Nile tilapia)
Lineage: Eukaryota; Metazoa; Chordata; Actinopteri; Cichliformes; Cichlidae
Exons: 2
Coding region: 121-867 (248 amino acids)
Source: RefSeq, a predicted model, not a curated record